Messenger RNA from Meriones unguiculatus (Mongolian gerbil), 431 nucleotides. Its product is annotated as nucleoside diphosphate kinase B-like. NCBI's taxonomy places the organism in Eukaryota, Metazoa, Chordata, Mammalia, Rodentia, Muridae. Gene Ontology annotation, biological process: CTP biosynthetic process; regulation of apoptotic process; UTP biosynthetic process. The transcript has a single exon. The record is from RefSeq and is a predicted model, not a curated record. The coding region runs from base 39 to 431 and encodes 130 amino acids. Gene Ontology annotation, molecular function: nucleoside diphosphate kinase activity.
CGGAUCUCUUUCUCAGCACUUUCCACCAAAUCGCUGCCAUGAAUGAUGUUCCUGCCAACUUGAAUGCAGAAAUCCCCUCGAAUGGUGCCUGGCUUAGAAUCAGCUGGAUUGGUCUCUCCCAGCAUCACUCGGCCUGUUUUCACCACAUUGAGCCCCUCCCAGACCAUGGAGACCCCGGCCGACCUGUCGGAUUUCGGACCAUAGCCAACCUCGAGCGAACCUUCAUCGCCAUCAAGCCGGACGGUGUGCAGCGCGGCCUGGUGGGCGAGAUCAUCAAGCGCUUCGAGCAGAAGGGGUUCCGCCUGGUGGCCAUGAAGUUCCUGCGGUCUUCUGAAGAACACCUGAAGCAGCACUACAUUGACCUGAAAGACCGUCCUUUCUUCCCGGGGCUUGUGAAGUACAAAAAAAUCAUAUUAAUUGGAUUUGUGUAA